AUGUAUGGGGCCACCUCCGGCACAUCAGGCAUGUCCUGGCAGGCAGACCUGCCUGCGCAGGACAGCCUGCUUGCGAUCAGGCCUCUCAUCGUCGGCACCGAUGGCGCCCCUGAACCUCUGGUGCACAGAUCUUCCGCCAACCCACCACCCAUGCCUGUGCUGCUCGGCUGGCACGGUGCUGAGCCGACAGCUGCAGCCACCUCGCAGCUGCCGGGGCUGGCUGUGCAGCUGUGCACAGCCCCCAGCCCACUCUUGGGAGACCAGCACCGAACGCACCAGCAGCUGCUCUCGGAGGCCUUCGAGAAGUAUGUGGCGCAGAGCAGCGCCGCCAGAUAUGUCUACGGCGGCCGGCAGGCUCCGGCCGGGCCGGCCCCGGCGCCGCCGCCAGCCUGCCCGCCCCCCACGCCGGUGGCAUUCUGGGGAGCGCAGCAGACGCCGGCCCAGAUCCGAGCCAAGCUGGCCCCUGCCGUCUUGGGCGCUGCAGGACAGCAGAGCACGCUUGUGAGGCCGCAACCGAUCCGCCCGGCCGCCCCGCAGCUGACCGGCCGCGGCCUGGCGCCGUUCGAGUAUCCUGCAGACGCGCUCUUCAACCGUGGAUCAGACACAGGACGUGCGCCCGGCACACGUUCCCACAGCAGAGCAGCUGCCGCGGAUGAGACUGCUACCCCUGCCAGCCGUGCAGGCGCACACGAGCGUCAGGCUGCAGGGAGCAAUGCCCAUGCGGCAAGGAUGCUGUGCAGCCAGCCUGCUCUGGACAGCUGCAGCGGGAGCGAAGUGCUGCAACAAGGGGCUGGGCCUCAGAAGGGCGAAACCACAAAAGAGACAUCCCCGGCAACAGAAGCAUGCGAUCACCAGAGCAGCGGCGGGAAAGUUCCGGGAGCAGGUGUUGCCCAUAAUGACCCACGCUCGUGCAGCCGCGAGUCAUCCCUGGUGGACGCUUUGGCUGAUGAUCCCAGAUCAGCGCAGGCCUGUGAUGCCGGCGGCCAUGCCGCACAGCCUACUACCGUGAGCCCUGGCAAUUCUAGAGAAGAAGCCUUGCAAGAGGACGACUCAGCAGGUUGCACAGUGGCGCAAGCACAGCCGCCUCAGUCUCCAAACAGCUACAGGGAUGCAGCGGAGGCUGCGCAAAUGGAGCAUGCUGCAGCAGAAGCCGACCUUGACAGAGCAGGCGUCCAAGACUCAGAAGGGGCCCUUGCAGAGCUGCCGGCCUCCGGCAGGGAGUGCUCUGAGCCACACGGAAAUGUGGCGGUGGCCUCUGAGGCAUCCAUGGAAAGCGAUGGCGGCGUGUUGGUGCCUGUGGAGCUUCGGGAGGACGACAUCACUGUGGACCGUGGCAAGAUCCUAAGGGACAUUGCGCUUGCGACCACUAUCGGCACGCCGCUUGCCAGAUCGACCCCGGCGUGCACCGAGGUCCCCCCGCUGGCGGCUGGCCGCUCCAAGCGCGUCCCCGGCGGCGAUCCUCUCGCGAAUACGCAUGUGCGGCGACUGUGCGAUAUGCUGCGGGGCAACUCGCGGGAUUUCCAGGCGGAGGGGCGCGUGCUGCGGCUGAAGCAGUAUGUGAGCGCGGACAUCAAGCCGCCCCACAUCGACGCCAUCCUGGACGCCCUGGCUGUCAACACGCGCGUCGAGGUCCUCUACAUCCAGAAUUUCGAGUGGGGCAUGCUGGACCCGCAGCUGGAGCACCUGGCGCGCGUGCUGCGAAACAAGCGCGUGUGGGCGCUCAAUGUGGGCGAGAACUUCCAGAUCACCCUGCCAGCCUGGCAGCAAUUCACGGACGCUCUGCCCACCACCGCCGUCGCGUACCUGUAUGUCAGCGAGCACCACCUCGGGGGGACCAACAUCAAGAUCGCCAUGCGCGACGCCAUCCGCGUCAACCGCAAGGCGGGCCCUCAGAGGGAUCCGGAGGUGAUCAGCAAGGUGGGCAACAUGUGGUUCAACCCAAAGAUGCCAGGGCAGGCCCCCCGGCGGCCCCUCAAGCCUGUCAACGGGUCCUCCAAAGCAGCAGCGGCGGCGCCGGGGGCCAAGAGGGCACGCGACAGCGGCGAACAGGAUGCUGCCGCCCCCAAGCGACCGCGCAUGAGCGCAGCGGAGCUUGCACAGCACCGGCGGCUGCAGAAGCAGGCGCAGGCUCUGGAGCGGGCCGCGCUGCCGGACUGGCUGCCGGAGCAGGUUGUCAAGGCGCUGCGGUGCGCCACGAGCAACGAGACGCAGGAGAAGCCGCCGGCGCCGGCGCGGUCGCCGAGCGGCCAGGCGGCAAUGAAGCAGCGCUUGCGCAUUCCCCUCGCGCAGGCGCUACAAACUAGCUCCAACCGCCACCAGGCCGACCCUCUCACAGGCACGCUGCCCAACUACCAAGCUACCUUGCUGUCAGAUUGA
Messenger RNA from Coccomyxa subellipsoidea C-169, 2376 nucleotides. RefSeq lists its product as hypothetical. The transcript is spliced from 5 exons. Lineage: Eukaryota; Viridiplantae; Chlorophyta; Trebouxiophyceae; Coccomyxaceae. The record is from RefSeq and is a predicted model, not a curated record. Bases 1 to 2376 code for a protein of 791 amino acids.